GUGACAGAUAACUGUACGAUUUACAAUAAAUUAACACCAAAAAUCUGUUUUGAUUUUAUUAAAUUUCUAAAAAAGCAUUGCACCCUACAUUGUUUCGUAAUGCCUGAAGCUAGUUGAUGUUGUUAAUUGUGUAGGGUGUUAAAUAAUAUUCUUAGGGUCCAAAAAUAACAUAGAAAAAUGAAUAAUACACACCAUUCCCUAAGUUUUUCGUUGAUAAGUGGAGAACUGUGUAAUUUACUUUAUUUAAAAGAAUACAAUAAAGAAAUUGUGAAUAAACUGAUAGACGACUUGAACGCUAAGCCUUACAAAGCAGAGAUUUUCGUCAGAAAACACGAUGCUGCCACUGUAGUAACAGCUCUUUGCCUUAAUGUGAAGCCAGUCGAUGAGUUUUUAGCUGCUAAGACCUCCCAUUUAAUUAAUAGUUUAAUAACAAAACAAAAUUUAGAAUUUGAAACAGAUUAUCUCUGGAAAGUAAUAUCGUGGCAUAUAGAAUGUUUGAAAUAUUGCACAGAUAUUGUAUUGCCGGAUAUUCUCCAUAGUUUACAAUGUAUCAUAGAACUCAAGCCACAGGCAACUCACAAGUUCAUAAAAGACCUAAUUGGUGUCCAAGGGGUCUUAAUCAGACUUAUAGACUCCUCCAAAUAUUUCCCAAAGUCUCAAAAUAGUUUGCAAAAUAUACAUUUGAUGGCUCUGAAAUGUAUCUGUUGUGUUAUGUCUACUGUGGAUGAGGUACAUAAAAAUGAGACUGAUAAGAAUAUAUCUUUGGAAAUAAAGGAACAUAUGUCCUCAACAGUUGUUAAGUUUUUAAUGGCUGGAUAUUCUAAGUCUGAAGAUGAUUUUCUAUAUUGUAAGAUACUUAUUGCAGCUCUAAGGGUAUUAUCUCAAAUAUACUUCAAUGAUCCGGACAUAAAUAUACCACUGCCAGAGGUGAUGGGUAUUUGUAGGUACUGCAUAAUGUAUGGCCUUGUUACCCAGAAGAAUCGGCCUGAGAAGAUCAUGCCUGCCCAACAGACCAUUCCCAUAGCACCUGUUUUGCGUAAACCUAACACUAAAGGUGGUAAGAAACAAAAAAUAAGGAAGCAAAGGAACAAUGCAAUGGAAAGUUUGAAGAAAGAGAUUCCAGUGUCGGAUCGCAGUCUUAUGAAGGAUGUUGACAACUUCGAUAAUAAUUCUGCAUACAAGCCUGCCGCACAGCAUUACUUGGAGCCCCAGAAAGCUAAGAGCUACUGGGCAUUGACAAGUGAUUCUGAUAUGUCAGAUGUAGAGAACAGUAAAGAGGUUAAACUUAUUGCCUUGAGGUCUAGGGUGAGGCAGAGUGCUUCCAAUCUUCUCCUGGUUUUAAUUAAAGUAACAGAGACACGAGAUAUAUUUGGUUACUGGUGGGCCCUUCUUCCUGACUCUCCGGAUCCUGCUAACUGGUCUGCUGGGGAAUCCGCAAAGAAAACCUUAGCGUACUGCGCUGUCACCGAUCCUAUUGCCAGCAGUCGGUCGAGUGUACUGUGUGUUAUUUUAGCACUUCUUUCUCGAUAUAGGGUGUAUUUAUUUCAAGCUGAAACUAGCAAAAAAGAAAGUUCAUCGUUUAUUCCGUUCUCCGAAUCUCUUGGUUAUAUGAUAGUUUGCCUGCACAAGGUUCUGACUAAUAUCUUGGAGAGCGAGCGAACUCACGCCGUGAUCAUAGUUGCUCUGAAGUGUUGUGCAGCGCUCGUGCAGGCGACACCUUAUCACAAAAUGAAAGAAGGCCUUAUAACUCAACUUGUUAUGGCUACGAGAAAGUUUUUGGUGCAUAGAGCUGUUACUCUACAAGUAGGUGCCUUAAUCACAAUGGGAUGCGUUCUAUCCGUCGAUCCAAAAAUCGAUGAAGUACUAAAAGCAAUAGAGAAAGAUACUGUGCCAUCUAAAAUAUCAACUUCAAUGAGUUCUACGAAAAUUACUUUUACGACGCAUAAAGUUGAUGCUGAGGAAUGCGAUGACUUUGAAGAGGGGUAUUCUGACGAUGAAAUGUUCACUGCUGCGGAACCCUUAGUUCAAAGUGGGGACGAUAAAGUAGAAGGGUAUUACUUUAGAACUUGGAUACUAGAUAUAUGCUGCAAGAAUAUGGGCUGGGUAUUGAAAGGAAAUGAAAUUAUGCGAAUCAAACCGUCACCCAUCCCCGUAAUACUGGAGUCGUUACAAGUGCUGUCGGCGGCAGCGUUUCACUACCUAGAGGAACUACUGGACAGGCACCUCACUCUGCUUGGCGACAUCCUCAGCGACUUGCUGCAGUAUGAGCACCAGGACGUGGUGGUGCAGACUGCCAGCGCUAUCAGUCUUAUCGGGGACGGAAUACAAAAAUUAGAACUAGCCAACAAGCCACCCCCUCUAAGUCAUUGCAUCUAUAUGUGGGAGAAGUUAGUAAUACCAUUGUCUACCGUCCUGCAAUGCCCCGAAACCAGUCCAGCCAAGGCUGUGGUUUGCGACUGUAUCGCCAACAUUGGGGAGAGAACUUUCAAAGAGUUACCACGUCGUCUUCAAGUGCUAUGUUGCACGCUUCUGAUUGGUUCGUGCAGUGACGAGGAGCCGACGGUACGCGCGGCCGCUGUGCGAGCGUUGGCUAUGCUUGUCAUGUACCGAACGCUUCGAGAAGAUAUAUGUUUCGUCAGUGACUGUGGCGAGAAUGUACUGCGUGCACUAGCAGAGCCGACCACGGUUGUAAGAAUCAAGGCAGCUUGGGCGCUUGGCAACCUUUGUGAUGCUCUCGUUCUGAACUUGGAGGAUCCGGAAUGUGACGACAUCGACGAUACUCUUCUGAUCCGCCUACUCGAGGUUAGCAUACAGUGCGCAACGGACAACGAUAAGGUAAAAAUGAGUGCGACACGUGGCCUUGGUAAUCUACUGCGUUUGAUAAAGAAUGAGAAUCUAGUCAGGAACACGCAAUUAAGGACCUUAUGUGAGACAGCAAUUGGAAAGCUAAUGGAUUGCGCGUGUAAAGUGAACAAUAUGAAAGUAAGAUGGAACGCAUGCUACGCUAUGGGGACUGCAAUGAAGAACGGACAGCUGUUCACUUGUUUUAGUGGCUGGCAGAAUCAAGUAUUCUCCAGCCUAUGUUCUUUAACGAGAGAGUGUAAGAACCUCAAGGUACGUAUAAACGCUGCGGCGGCACUACGCGCGCCGAGUGCGCGUGCGCAAUACGCCGAGCACUACGCACUCGUGUGGCGCGGCGUACUCGCAGCAAUGGAGAACGCAGCUGACGUAGACGACUUCAAUGAAUAUAAACACAAAGAUAAUUUGAUUGAACAGCUAUGUGUAACGCUAGCUCACCUAUGUUGCCUGCUAACCCAGGCCGACUUGGCAGACAUAUUGGAUCCUUUAGUCUUCCACUAUGAAAACGCUAAGGCUACGUUCACACAAGUAUGCCAUAAGCUUCCACCAGAGAAUGCAUCCUGUUUGAAAAUACUACAAGCUGCAAAAUACGUCACUGUUGAUCUAACUGCCUCUAAUGAUACGCAGAUGCAAGCCUUAAGUAUGUUACAAGAUAUAUUUAUAUGGGAUAUGUAGGUAUAAUACUGAUCUUUAUCGUGUGUGCAAUAAGAGCGGUUUUUGUAGUUGUUAUAGCGUGAUGUUGUUUAUAA
Molecule: messenger RNA, 3608 nt
Organism: Spodoptera exigua (beet armyworm)
Lineage: Eukaryota; Metazoa; Arthropoda; Insecta; Lepidoptera; Noctuidae
Source: the annotation of a GenBank genome assembly